This is a messenger RNA of Caenorhabditis bovis, 1500 nucleotides long. The record is from the annotation of a GenBank genome assembly. Lineage: Eukaryota; Metazoa; Nematoda; Chromadorea; Rhabditida; Rhabditidae.
AUGUCUACAGUAUCUGAGGUCGAUGAGAUUGAGCUUAAUGGAGUCACUAGUAAUGCAGAUGAGAAUUUGUUGGACUCUGAAGAAAAAAAAUGCCAGCCGACGCCAACCCACAAAAGUGUUGACGAGCUCAUUGAUGGCUUAUGGAGAAAGAAGCCAAUCAGCCCGUUUGCGAUGCUUUCUGCUAGCAGUGGAACGGCGUCCAUAUACUCGCUGUGUUUCACGUUCAUGGUUGAAUCCUCGCACGAUAUAUGCCAAGACGGUCUGACAAACAAUGAUUGUGUUGCAAACGCACUCUCCGCCUCGGAUCUCUGGGAUAUCUCCGGUGAUUAUGCGUACCGUCGCGCAAUAAUGCAGGGCGCAUAUUUUAUUGGCCAAUUGUUCAGCUCAUAUAUAUGCGGGAUACUCGCUGACAUAGUUGGUCGCGUUCCGGUUUAUCGCGCUUCCAUCGUCAUCAAUAUAUUAUCAGGGAUUCUAAUGUGCUUUGCUGGCUCAUGGAAAUUUUAUGCCUGGGUCAAGUUCUUCGGCGGAUUAUCCCAUUCCGGACUCUACAGUGUUGGCUCCGUGAUCGGCUUCGAAACGAAUUGCUCGCAGUAUCGUAGGCAUGUGUCAACAUUUGCUAACAUCGCCAGCGCUAUUGGGGGAAUUGUGUUGGCAAUCCUUGCUUAUUUUUUUGUGAACUUUCAUGAUCUUCAUAUCGCAAUUGCAAUAAUCUCCGGCAUUCUCAUUCUAUCAUUUGUGUACACUAUUGAAAGUCCUCGCUGGCUGAUCACGAAAGGGAAGCUCGAUGAAGCUCAAAAAGUGCUAAACGCGAUUGCUCGAAAAAAUGGCACCACUCUUCCGGACGACUGGAGAUCAUUACUGGAGGUUCCAAACACAUCGUCAAAUAGUUCUUCGGCUAUAAUGAUCGAGCCAUUUCGAAACGUGAAAAUCUUAAAGCAAUUUCUUCCCUGCCUCCUUAUGUGGUUCAACACAACUAUGUCCUUUUAUGGAAUUACAAUGAAAAGUGAUAUCGGUGGAGGGUAUCCGUUCUUUACAUUUGGUUUAUUGCACACUGUUGAUAUUAUCGCUCAAUUAUUUUUGCUAUUCUUCAUUGACAAAAUUGGGCGCAAAGUUUUCUACUCGUUCAGCACUAUCAGCUUUGCGCUUCUUCUCUUCAUUAAUUGGUUAACGAAAGAUUAUGUGAGUGUCACCAUUUCAAUCGCGAAUAUUGUUGCGGCAAAAUUUUGCGUCUCGAUUUCAUAUACAAUAUUGUCCACGUUCACAUCAGAAUUAUUUCCAACGUUGAUUCGCAACACGAUUCUAGGCUAUUGUUCGGCUUUUGCUCGCGUAGGGGCGAUUGCUUCAACUUUCUUGGUUGAUAUUAAAGUGAUGGUAUUUAUGUCUUUAAUUUCGGCGAUCCUCACCAGUUGCGCGCUCUACUUUCUUCCUGAAACAUUGGGACAAAAACUACCCGAUUCGGUCUCAGAAACUAAAAACGAAAAUGAUCAAAACGACGCUUAA